CCUCAACGUUUCAUUUCACUUGGUACGGUUCAGUAUCUCGGUAACGCGCGAGUUGGUGAGAGGUUAGCCCGUUCCUGCCGAGCUACGCAAUCAGCUGGUACAUUUAGUGUUGGUUGUGAAAGGCGGCGAGGAUUCUCGGUGCCGAUGAUUUCCGCAGGACUGGAGGGAAGAUUGCCCUAUAUGACCUAUCCUGAACCUUGGCGCGGGCCGCCUAAACAGCCGCCGGAAUUUUUGAGACCAGCUCCAAAACCUGUUCCCCCUACCAGCCGUUAUAAUGGGGUAAACACAUCGCCCAAUGGAAUGCGACUAACACCAGCACAACAUACUAUCAGCAAAUAUCCGUCUCCCCCAUCAAUAUCAACUCCAGUAAAUCUCACCCAACACAAAGAUGAAAUUGUCGAAGAGCUUCCAUAUUACAGGCUGUACCCAACUCCACCACAUAUAUCCCAUUUUCCUCAAUUCACGACAAUGUAUCAGAGUCACUACCCGCCAAUGAUACGACCAACUUUUCCCACAACUUCGUUGCAACCUUUGGAGACUUAUUCUCCAACCACCCCAACUGCAAUCACUUCUUCAACGUUCCUGUCACCCCCGUCCACGUUUAGUCCUCCGUCGCCCGUAAAGUCUGGCCAAAGCGUUUUGAGAGACAAGAGGGUUCCCUCUCAAACCGCACAGACCACAACACAAGUUCAGUCCAGCCAUCAGUCGGUAGCCUUUAAAGUACCAUCGGGUAAAGAAGGUUCUUUAAAGCAUCGGAUACUCACAAGGCCGGAGGAUGGCAGCAGAAAUCUUGCACCGUUAGAUUUACAAAAACCUGCGGAAAUAUCAAGAAGAAGACUCAAUGCGACGAUGUCGCCACCUAGGUCACCCAAAAAAUCUAUAAAUAAUAAUAAUACGGUUCCAAACAAUUUCUCUAAAGGAUGUCUGAUUCAACUUACAAAUGGCGAGUUGCGGAAGAUUGAGGAUAUGCGAACAGAAGAUUUUGUAUCUUCAGCGGAACACAGCCCUGAACUGCGACUGGCGGAAAGUACCGUUGUUAGAAUAGAAGAAAACCACGUAAAUGGAACUGCCACUAUUACGCUUAGCUACAACCAGAGACGCACACAGGUUGAAUUCGAAUCCACGAUAGAACACCCCUUUUUCGUGUUCGGCCAAGGGUGGGCAUCUUGCAGUCCUGAACGGACGCAACACUGUUACCGAUUGAAGGUACAUCGUCUACAGGUGGGUGAUAUUUUGAUCUCCUUGACGCCAAGGGAACCUCUCGUCCCUCCUGCGAAUACACGCAGCACGACUAUCAUGACGACAGCAACAAGCACAGCGAUGACAGUACGACAGUUGUCCCUGGACAGUAUACCCAAAUUGCACCAUGAAGCCGACCAGUUAACAAAUAGUCAAAUACACCCCAUCAAUUUACACACUACAAGCCAUCCACCACACACGAUGUCGCCUGAUAAUGGCUUAUCAUUACGAAAAAGGUCCGCUCCUGAUCAAAUCUGUGAUGAAGAACAGCAUUCAAUGAGAAGGCAUAGAAUAGAAUGAAAUUUAGUUAUUAUUAGGUACUACAAGGUGAUUGUGAAAAGAACUGAUUAAUUAAUUCACCGUGAAAUAGACUGUUUUUUAAUGUUGUAAAGUUUAUGGAUCACUGCGGUGAUCUGUUACUUGCUUCUGAGAUGAUAUUAUCCCGCCUUGUUAGCUCAUGUUGAAAUAAUCCGUUAAAUACAACCAAGACAAUCCCAGCCGGACCAUGAAAAUGCCAUUUAUCAUCACUCUGAUGAACUAUAAGUAUACAGUGAAUGUGUUUUUUUUUUAAUUUAUAAUUUUGUGUUAAAUAUGGUGCUAUCGAAAAUAAUCGGAUAUUAAUCACCCUUGAUUCUAGUGUGGUAUGUUACUGAUUAAAUGUUAAUAGUUGCCGACAUGUGUUACAAAAAAACAAGUGCGUCCAUAUCAUCAUCAUCAUCAUCAUACUUCAAAUAGAGGUGACUUUGAUCAAUAGUAUUUUCAGUUAUGCCUUGGCAGUGCCAAUUAACAGUAUAACGUUUUUUCAAUAUCUGCGUGUUUUUUUAAAUCUUACAAAAAUAGGGUUGCCCCUGAUAAAACUUAUAAUUUCAUUAUAAAUUUUAUCAUUAAUUCUAGAAGUAGCUUGUGUGAAAUUUGUUUGAUAUAUACAGCAUUUCUGGCAAAUACUGUGUAAAAAUAACUUCAUACAUGUAGUUUUGGUGCCAGUUUUGACAGCGUUUGUCGGUUUUUUUUUUAAAUAUAUGAAAUUCAUAGAGUGUUUCAUCAUAUCUCCUUGAUCAAGUUACCUUAACGUACUCUGUAUAAAUCUAUAGAAAGCAUACUUCAUAUAAUUUCAAGUUUCUGCGAAAAUGAAAAGAAUGUUUGUUUCCUUUGUGCAUCAAGAGUAUGUUUCAGUUCAAAUGUGCCUUGUUUUUAAUUUUAGUUUCAGUUAAAGUUGAUAUGAAACAUCCUGUAUAUAUAGUUCAUGUUGAUAAAUUUUCGUGUUACAGUUGGGAUCAGAAAAGUUAGCAAAUUCAAUAUUGCUCUCUAUUGAUUGUUAACAAAGAAUGUUGAACUUGCCAAAAUGCGAACACAGACGUGUUGCCGCCUACUGGGCUGGUGAAAUUGAUAUUAUGAAAUCAGCACUUAAAAAUAUUGUACAUUUGUAAAUAAUGUUGGGUAAAAGGGUUCUUUCUAAAAUAGCAAGUUCAUAUUAGGAGUGAUUGUUGUUUUGCACUUCGAAUCAUCUUUUGGGCGUAAAAGUGUAAACAACAUUAAUCCUCUGUUAACUGUGUUAGUGCAAUGGAAUUAUCUGCAACACAAGUUAGAUUUCUCAUGACAAUAUAAGACAGGGCAGGAUGUAACAUACGUCACUGUGCUGAUUAUGAACUGGAGUAUUAUAAAGAGUGAUAUGUACUGACAAGAACAGUCGAUUUAAAAGGAAGUUUUGAAUACGUAGAGGACUAUGUAGUAUGGAAACUGCUACUGUCGAUCUCAAAAAGAGUUGUGUGAUAGAAAUGCUUUUAAUGUUGUUCACAAAGAUCUGUAUUUUAUUUACUAUAAAUUUUCAUAAAAAUGAUCAUGCACGAACUGAUGUAAAACAAUAACGCCAUAUUCUUCCCACACAUUUUAAGUAAUUUCUAGUUUGGAAAUUUUGUGGUAAAUUGGCGCUAUUGCUUUUAUUAUUGUAUACCUAGUUGUAUACCUUAGCGUUCGUUACUUAUGUAAAUUUUUACUCUAGAGUAUUGAAAAUAACAAUUAUUGAUUAUCUUGAGUGAGAGGAAUCAAACCUUAUUGCUUUUUAAUGUUGUUUAUAUUGAUUUCCAUGUGAAUUCUUGGCUGUGAUACAGUAAAGUAUGUGGAAUGAACGACACUUCCCUCCAUGUCUUUAUCUUAAAGAGCGUAAUUAUUAUUACAAGUGUGAAUUGUACGUUUAUUAUUAGAUUAUUGUAACAUAUACCUCACUCUGUGCUUUUUCCAUAUUUGAUUAUAUUCUGGAAUGCAUGUAAUUCAAAACGUUGAAGUAAUUAUGUUAUAUUUGGUAACAAGAAUUGUUAUGUAUGUUAUUUAUUAUUGUCGUGUAUAUACAGAAUGUCUUAGAUAAAUUGAUUUCAGUGUUAAGUUAUUUUAAGAACUUUAGAGGACGUUAAAUUUAAUGAAGCAUAAAUCACUGUUAACAAACGCAUUCAAAGUCGGUAACAAAUUAAAUUUUGUUUACAUUGCUAUUGCUGCAUAUUAAAAGUUUUGAAAACGGUUCUAUAAAAGAAAUAUAUGCCAUUAUUGAUCCAAAUGAUUUAUCGUCAUAUAUAAUUUGCAUUACGUGUGCAGAUCCUACUCAUUUCUUUUAUUAUGAGCCAUGAAGACCACAAAAUAUACUCCAGAAAGCCUGUCAGUCAGUAACGAGCGCAUCCUUACCACGAACUUUAACAUAAGACGAAUAUUUGGCUAAACUAUACUCACAGGUACCUACAUAGUACUCUGUAGAGAUUGUUAUUAGUUUAAUCUUCGUCUUUAUCGGGCGUGUUAGAGUGAAGAACUCUGUUAGUAUUCACUAACAGACUUUUUAAAGUAUUAUAGUUUUUAAUGUGCAGUAAUAGGAUUUAAUAUCAUUUUAAAAACUCGCAAGUUUGCUAAUCACAGAUAUCAUUAAUAAAUGCAAUAAUUCUUUCUGCAAAAAUUUUUAUUUCAGCUAUAUUUUGUAUAAGUAAUAAGUACAAUAAAGUAGUUUAUUAUAUUUGGCGUCCUCAUCAAUGUAUGUAAUAAUUAAGUAAAUGUGAUGUUAUAUGUAAUUUGUUGGGCAUUCUGUGAUAUUUGCCUUCAAAAUUUUUACAGGAAUUUAAUAAUCAGUAUUCUGUAAUAAUGUUUACUGUUGGAACUGUUCAAUUUUUUCUCUACCAAUUCUUUUUGCCAAAACGUUUAAAAUUGUUUAAUAAAAUUUAGUAAGCUCAAGUAAAUCAGCAACAGAGUUAUAUUGUUAAUGUAUUAAUUUUAAAGAAACUAAAUGGUAAGAAAGCGUAUAUAUAAAUUGAAGAGAAGACAAUGAUUAUUGAAGUGCCUUGAAUGAAGGCUUUGUCCUUCUAGAAUGUUAUUUACCUAUGUAGAGGAUCUAUGAAACAAGCUAACAGAAGUGUACAGAAACAUAUAUAUUAUUUUACAGAUACAUGUACAGUGUGCCAUGUUGUUGAAUUGUAAGGCCGGAUGGCAGUGCAGUCAAAACCAAUAAAAUAUAUGAUAUGUAA
Molecule: messenger RNA, 4736 nt
Organism: Zophobas morio
Lineage: Eukaryota; Metazoa; Arthropoda; Insecta; Coleoptera; Tenebrionidae
Product: ataxin-1
Exons: 4
Coding region: 145-1539 (464 amino acids)
Biological process (GO): regulation of DNA-templated transcription
Molecular function (GO): protein binding; RNA binding
Source: RefSeq, a predicted model, not a curated record